Messenger RNA from Histoplasma capsulatum G186AR, 564 nucleotides. RefSeq lists its product as uncharacterized. The transcript is spliced from 3 exons. The record is from RefSeq and is a predicted model, not a curated record. Bases 1 to 564 code for a protein of 187 amino acids. NCBI's taxonomy places the organism in Eukaryota, Fungi, Ascomycota, Eurotiomycetes, Onygenales, Ajellomycetaceae.
AUGGUCCUUGUCCGGGGUCCUAACGAUCUAAAGGGUCUCUAUGACAUGAUGACAGUGUCUAGGGACGCCCCUUCAAGCUCCGGCUGCUCGGUUCCCAUCCAAUCGUGGAUGUGUCCCCAGGCACCCGUAACAGACCCGCCCAUUGCUAUCCUAUGCUUCCCAUUUCUUAUUCCCUCUUUUGGAAUUUGGGUUUCUGAGGGGCAAAAAGAGAGAACGCUCGCUGUGGAGAAAUCCGCAAUAGUGUAUCACCCCGGCUUGGAAAGCGAACAGACGGCACCAAGCCACACCAAACCCUCGUGCGAUGUAGAUGCGCCCCAAUCCAUCAGGUCCGUAAUACAAGGGCGGGAUCAUGUAGGCGAGGUCGAGGCCCAUCCCGCAUCCCUCACGUUGAAUAAGGACGGGGGUAAGGUAACCCUUCUAUGGUGCGAUAAUGGGACUGGGGACUGGGACUGGGACAACCUCGUGGUGCAAAACUCUCCACGAUUGCCGCAACAGGAAGUUUUGAGCUGUCGAGAGCUGGGUUGGGAUUCUUCGAAGGAAAACGACAACUUGGCACGGCGCUAG